Messenger RNA from Wyeomyia smithii (pitcher-plant mosquito), 860 nucleotides. RefSeq names its product larval/pupal cuticle protein H1C-like. The transcript is spliced from 2 exons. Lineage: Eukaryota; Metazoa; Arthropoda; Insecta; Diptera; Culicidae. Bases 123 to 713 code for a protein of 196 amino acids. The record is from RefSeq and is a predicted model, not a curated record.
CUGUCUUCUUUUCAUCCUGUGAGAUUAAAUUUUGCUAUAAAUUCGCGUCUUGAUCGAAGUAGGGUAUCAUUGAUUACUGUGACUUCAACUGAAACGCACAACAACUUUACUUUUGCAUUAAAAUGGCUUUUAAGUUUGUCGUGUUCCUCGCUUCGUUGGCGGUCGCCAGCGCUGGAUACCUGGAAGCUCCAGUUGCCCACUACUCCCCGGCAUCUUCUGUCAGCUAUAGCAGCCUGUCGCAUGCGGCUCCUCUUGCGUACGCUGCCCCACUUACCAAGCACGUGGCCUAUGCUUCACCUGCCAUCGGAGCUACCCAUGAGAGCACAAUUCGUGGACACGAUGCCACCAUUUCGCAUCAAUCCAAGGCCAUCGAUACCGCUUUUUCCAGCGUUCGCAAAUCCGACACCCGUAUCACCAACGAAGGACAUAAACUGGCCUAUGCCGCCCCCGCUCUGACCACCUACUCUCAUGCUCCAGCCUAUACCACCUACGCAAGCGCUCCUGUGGCCGUUGCUAAACAGGUCAGCUAUGCUGCUCCAGCUUAUCAUGCUCCAGCUUAUACUAGCUACGCCCACGCUGCCCCAGCUGUCGCUACCUACUCCCACGCCGCUCCAGUUGUUGCUGCCCACGCCACCAAGACCUUGACCUACUCGCCAGCCGUCGAAGUUGCACAUGUUUCGUACGAUGGAACUCAUGCCCACUAUGGCUGGUAAGACGUUCCAGGUCUUCCAGGAAUCCGGAUCCAAUGAUCAGUCGUGUUGUGUCUAUGUUUUAUUAAAAUUCUCUGUCGUUGUUCUGUUUUGACAGCAUACCCCAAUUGUGAUCGUGGGGGGUGUGUUUUAAUAAAAUAGAGACAAUCA